This is a messenger RNA of Oenanthe melanoleuca, 1981 nucleotides long. RefSeq names its product 3-hydroxybutyrate dehydrogenase 1 (gene BDH1). Lineage: Eukaryota; Metazoa; Chordata; Aves; Passeriformes; Muscicapidae. The record is from RefSeq and is a predicted model, not a curated record. Gene Ontology annotation, molecular function: oxidoreductase activity. The coding region runs from base 71 to 631 and encodes 186 amino acids. The transcript has 2 exons.
UCUUGCAGGGCUCUGGGGGCUGGUUAACAAUGCUGGGAUCUCCACAUUUGGGGAGGUUGAAUUCACCAGCAUGGACACCUACAUGGAGGUGGCUGAAGUGAACCUGUGGGGAACCGUGCGAACCACCAAGGCUUUCCUCCCGCUCAUCCGGAGGUCAAAGGGUCGCGUGGUGAACAUCAGCAGCAUGAUGGGGCGGAUGGGCAGCCCUGCCCGCUCACCCUACUGCAUCACCAAGUUCGGCGUGGAGGCCUUCUCCGACUGCCUGCGCUACGAGAUGCAGCCCCAGGGCGUCAUGGUCAGCAUCGUGGAGCCCGGCAACUUCAUCGCCGGCACCAAUCUGUACAGCCCCGAGCGCAUCAAAGCCAUCGCCGACAAAAUGUGGGACGAGCUGCCCGAGAUCGUGCGCAAGGACUACGGCAGGAAGUACUUCGACGAGCAGGUCAGCAAGAUGGAGUCGUACUGCAACAGCGGCUCGAGGGACACGUCGCCGGUGAUCGAGAGCGUGGCGCACGCGCUCACCUCCACGGCGCCCUACACCCGCUACCACCCCAUGGAUUACUACUGGUGGCUGCGCAUGCAGAUCAUGACCCACAUGCCCGCCGCCAUCUCGGACCGGCUCUACGUCUACUGACACCUCGCACUCGUAAGCUAUCCAGGUGGGAAAUUUGUUUUAAAGAGAGCUUUGUACACACUUCCCAUUAGUCCUGUUAAAAUUUUUCUAACCUCAUUUCAGAGUACUGUAUUUUAGCUCUAAAGGGUUCAUUUAAAUAUCUGAUGUAACCUAAAAGGCAGUAAUUUGCAAGGGAUGUUUCAUAGGCAGGAAUAUGUUAUGUUUGUACAGGGACAAUGAUUUUUUGCUAUUUAUUUCAUGUAAUCCUAUCUUUUUUCACCUCAAAUAUGAAGCUCUAAUCAUUAUUUAAACUGCAAUUGCUCUGAAGCAUUUUCAGAAUGAUUUCUGCUGAUGGCCAAACACAAUCUUCACAAUUCCUGCCUAGGAUGCAGUCUUCACACCAUAAAACAGAAUCCCUGCAUGCUCUAAUGGCAAACCACUGCUUCCUCAUGACAAAGAAUGUCCAACUGACUUUUCCAGGCCUGGUCACAGUAACCCAAGGCAGAGCAGACACUUCUUUAAUUUGGGGAUCAGAGCUCAAAAUGCUCAAACUGAGCAACUGAGCAACUGACCCCGUCUCCUUCUUUAUUAGAAUUAUACUGACGCAACUUUUGAGAAAAGGAACCAGUCUGUUUUUCUCACAUACUUUCUUGCAAGGGAGUUCAAUGGCCCAGGGACUCAAGCUUGCAGACUUUCCCCGCAGAGUUUCUUACUCAUAUGAGCAUUCCCAUGACUGUGAGCAGCUUUACGCACAGGACUGCAGGUGUCAGGAUUGGCCUGCAGUGACAUUUCCCUUCUCUUCACCAGUAUCUGAGCAUGAACUCCAGAGUUAGCUUGGAGGGGAGUUUCCCUUGAGCUCCUGUGGUUUGUGAGGAGCACUGUGGAGCAGAGAGGGUUAUAGUCACAUCAGUGAAUGCCCUUCUUGCCAGGGACCUCAGUUACAGCCAAGUGUUUGUACAGCACCUUAUGCAGAAGGGCCUUAACCCCAGCCAGGCCUCCAGUACUGCAGCACAGGUGAUGAUAACAAUAAUAACUUCCAUUGAAGGAGUCACUGAAAUACAUGCCACAUGACAUAGAUCUAUCACAACAUCCAUAACAAUAAAGUUAACUUUAGGAGCAGUCUCAUUUCCAAGAUGGUUGUUUACAUAUCUGAGAAACAUGUUUUGUACUUUAAGAAAAGAAAAGGAAAAAAAAAAGCCUUUCAUGAGGAAUUCAGGAAGAGUAAAUUUUUUUAACCUUGAAAGGCAAAAAUAAAAAGUAAUUAAUGACCAUUGUGAGUGAAGUUGAAAAGAUCUCAUGUGCUCUAGUAACAUAUUGUGACAUGAUCAAACUCCUUUGGCUUAAUAAAUGUAUACAUGAAUGGUAACAAAA